AUGUUGGAGUUUUACACGAACAUAAACCCCGGAUUGAUGCAGGAUGGCAUGCAGCCGCCGCUCUCCUGCGCCGGCAGAACAGAGUUGAGUGCGAGCAUAAAACGGGAGAAGAUAGUGGAGAUAUGCGAGGGUUGCGGACAGAAGAUCCAGGACCGGUAUCUGAUGCGCGUCGGCGAGCUGUCCUGGCACGAACACUGCCUCAGCUGCUGCGUCUGCGGCUGCCCGCUCGCUCACACCUGCUACACGCGCAACGCCAAGCUCUACUGCAAGCCCGACUACGAUAGAUUGUUCGGGGUCAAGUGCACGAGGUGCGGCGACCGUCUGCUACCACAAGAGAUGGUGAUGAGAGCCCAGCAGUACGUGUUCCACAUACAAUGCUUCGUCUGCGUGAUGUGCUGCCAACCGCUGCAGAAGGGCGAGCAGUACGUCAUCCGGGCUGGGCAGAUAUUCUGCCGGCAAGACUUCGAGAAAGAAAUGUACUUGAUGCAGCACGCAGAGGAUGACAUGAUCAUCGACGAUUCGGAGCGACCGCGCGACGGGCGCCGGGGCCCCAAGAGGCCGCGAACGAUCCUCACUUCAGCUCAACGUAGACAAUUUAAGGCCUCAUUCGAAGUGAGUCCGAAACCCUGCCGCAAGGUGCGCGAGGCUCUGGCGAAAGACACCGGCCUGAGCGUCCGCGUCGUUCAAGUGUGGUUCCAAAACCAGAGGGCCAAGAUGAAAAAGAUUCAAAGGAAAGCGAAGCAGGAAGGCGACAAGAACAACGACAAGGACAAAGACAAGGACGAGAAGAGCAUCAAGCAGGAGUCCCCGUCCAGCGAGCACGGCAACUACCUCGGCCUCGACGGCUCCUACUCCGCCUCCAGCCAGCCCCUCAACCCCAACCUGCCCUACUCGCCCGAUGACUACCCGGCGCACUCGGGUGACAGUUUUUGCAGUUCAGAUAUAUCGUUGGACGGGAGUAACUUCGACCAGUUGGACGAGGGCGCGUCGGACACUAUGAGCUUGCAGAAUCUGGAGGUGCAGCACCACUCGCACCCGCACAACGCGCACGCGCCGCAUGAGCCGCUCAACCUGGGCACCGGCGCCGUCGUCAACCCCAUAGACAAGUUGUACCUCAUGCAGAAUUCGUACUUCAGUACGGAUCAUUGAUUCACCGACAGCCGCGGUGUGAGACGGCGAG
Molecule: messenger RNA, 1180 nt
Organism: Pectinophora gossypiella (pink bollworm)
Lineage: Eukaryota; Metazoa; Arthropoda; Insecta; Lepidoptera; Gelechiidae
Gene: Lmx1a
Product: LIM homeobox transcription factor 1-beta
Exons: 4
Coding region: 1-1149 (382 amino acids)
Biological process (GO): neuron differentiation; regulation of transcription by RNA polymerase II
Cellular component (GO): nucleus
Molecular function (GO): DNA-binding transcription factor activity, RNA polymerase II-specific; RNA polymerase II transcription regulatory region sequence-specific DNA binding
Source: RefSeq, a predicted model, not a curated record